Messenger RNA from Paramuricea clavata, 1530 nucleotides. The record is from the annotation of a GenBank genome assembly. NCBI's taxonomy places the organism in Eukaryota, Metazoa, Cnidaria, Anthozoa, Malacalcyonacea, Plexauridae.
AUGUGGCACGAGGCGAGAAAGCAGGAGAGAAAAAUCCGUGGUAUCAUGGUGAAUUACAAAAAGCGAGCUGAACGACGAAGGGCAUUCUACGAAAGAAUGAAAACAGACCCGACAACAUUUCUCCGAAUUCAGGGGUCAAAUUGCAAGAUUCACAUUGAGCAUCAAAAUUCUGACAACAUAAACAUGAUGCCUUGGCAGGGUGAUAAAACUGUUAUGAUUGAUAGAUUUGAUGUAAGAGCUCAUUUAGACUAUAUCCCAGAACCUUCAAUUCCACAGACAGAUAAAUCAGUGAACAGCUCUGAAGAGAAAAAGUUAAAUUAUGAGCGAUAUCGUACUUUGGUUAUGAUCGAAGCAUCCGGAGCGACUGAAGAAGGAUAUCUAAAACAACUCAGACAGGAAGAGGAAAACCCUAGAACAAUGGCCGAGGAGAAAAAAGAAAAACCUGCUCCGAAAGCAACUAUAGGGUAUACAUACGAGGACAGUAAUCUUGUAAUGAACGAGGCAGAACUUGACUCCGGCAGCGACAGUGAGAGCGACGCGGAUUUAGACAUUGAUGUUGCCGUUAAUGUUGACGAGCUGGAUAAUGAACAGCGAGGUGACCUAGACAAUUUAUCUGUCAAGUUCGGAAUGGAACCUGGUAAAUAUUGUUCUUUACUGAAAGCAGAUAAAGACGAGGCCGAACAUGUACAGAAAGUUCGAGACGAGGAGGAAGCGAGGAGUCAGUUACGGGGAAGGCGUGCAAAAAGGGAUCGUCGUUCACUUAAAGAUCGCCAAAGGGGAACUGUGAACACCUCACCGUUAAGCUAUCUAAGAAAGGCAAGCCCUUCUUACGAGGCUUAUCGUGAAAGUAGGUCAAGGUCACGGUCAUCCUCAUCAGGUGGAGAGCCGACCAAAGUAGAGUAUAUAACCGAGUUUGGCUCUCAGGGUAGUAAGGAUAACAACUCAACUAACAGUGAUAGAAAGAAAGGUUCCCAAAAUGAAAUAAAAAGCAAACAUAAAAGGUAUGAUGAUUCAGAACAACUGAAAGUGUCUGAAAAUUAUAAGAAAUCAAGAUCGGAAAGAAGGUCUAGGUCAACAUCCCAUGAACGUCAUUCAAAGUAUCGAUCCCGUUCCAGAUCUCGUUCUAGAUCCCGUUCUCGUUCACCUUCAUACAAACGAAGAUCUUAUCACAGAAGUCGAUCUCAUUCCCCAUCUCGGGAGCGACGUGAAUCCAGGGAUGUUUAUGCAAGUGAUAAAAGAACAAAAUCCAUAAGUCAAGAAAAGAAAUCAGACAAGACUAAGUCAUCUUUGUCGGGGGAUAAGACAAAACUAACUCCUCAAGAAAAAAUGAAAAAACGAAUGCAGUUGGCUUUAAAUAAACAGUUGAAAAUAGACAAGAAGGAAGAAAGGAAGAAAAAAGAAGUAAAAGAACAGGAAAAACAGGAGAGAGAUGAUGAUUUGAAAGAGGUUUCAAAGCGAUGGAAGGAUAAAAAGAGAUAUAGAUACAGUCGUAGCCGUAGUCGAUCUUACUCUCCAGAAUACAGGCUUUGA